AUGAUAACACUGCAAGAAAAUGAAAACCCCUCGGAAGCCUUGACAACCCCAUCGUCGGGAGACGAUUAUGUCGGGGGUGUAGCUGGAGUCGGAACUUGCCUUGCUGCGUUCUUUGGAUUGCGAGUUGACUGGUUGCGGCGCCAGAGAGAGAAGCUUCGAAAGCAGCAUGAAGAGACGGUGGAGUAUAUACAAAAUGAAAUCACUAAGGUAUACAAUGGCACAAUAGAUCCAUUUGGGCGGAUCCUCUCGAAUUACUGCAAAUUAUUCGAGCUUCGUGCAACUGCACAUGACAAGGACGUGGAUGCCUUCAAUCAAAAACUAAUGAAGCUAGGAGUUGGACGACGCGCCGCCGGGUUGCGAAUGCCAGACCUACUCAUGAAACUGAAAAUUGACAUGACGUACAAUUCCAAUGCCAUCGAGGGAAAUCCAAUCUCCUAUACGGAGACGGCAAUCAUCCUAUCUGGAUUUGUGGGACCCCGACGCAGGUCUAUUCGGGACGUUCAUGACAUUGUUGGACACGCCGCUGCUUUUGACGAAGUGCAAAAAUCGGCUGCAGUUGGUAAUUCGCAGAUAUCCAUUGAUGAAGUCAAACUGGUUCACAGACUCGUCUUGUUCGGUUCAGAAGACGGCGGAGUUUUUCAAAAGGAAGAAGAGAUUGCGGUAAUUACAGCGACGAAAGUGCUGCUCGCCAUGCCAGAUGAAACAGAAGCGCUGGUCCAGCGGCUCCUUAUCUGGCUGUCAAAAAAUUCGAAUGUGCAUCCUUUUGUCUUGGCAGUGACUUUCCAUUACAUAUUUGUUCGUAUCCAUCCUUUUCGAGACGGCAACGGGAGAACUGCCAGGCUUCUUUCAAACUUGGUUUUGAUGCAGCACGGAUACCCUCUUAUAGUUGUUCCUUUGGGGGCAAAAACACAGUACAUGACGUCGCUUCGGCAAUGGAACAAGGGCGACCCUGGCCCCUUUACUUCGCUCAUGGCCAAUCUAUUGCACAAGUCUUUUGACUUGUACUUUUCCUCUUUGAAGAUAUCAGGAACCAAGUAA
Seminavis robusta is the source of this 1038-nucleotide messenger RNA. The record is from the annotation of a GenBank genome assembly. Lineage: Eukaryota; Bacillariophyta; Bacillariophyceae; Naviculales; Naviculaceae.